AUGGCCGCUGGCGACGCGUCGGGAGAAUGGGAGCUACCAAGAGUCCGAUCAUCUCUCUUCUUCGAGGAUGACUUCAAGCACAUUACCGACGAUGUAGGCGGAGACACAGAGUUCUUUGACGUCAAAUUCUACCCCUGGAACCCACAAGGUUCACCCGAGAUCUUUGCGGCUGCUAGCAAGAAGCAUGUCAUCGUUGUUCGUCUUCAACAUACAGUCCAGCAGAACAAGAAUCCAUGUGAGAUUAUCAGGGUCAUCAGAGACGACGAUCACGAUGCUCUAGACUACUCUUGCACGUGGAGUCGAGAUGCCAAAACAGAAGCCCCUUUGCUUUGCAUUGGAGGCAGAGGCAACAACGUCAAGGUUUACGACGUGAUCAAGGGAACGCUUGCUCUUACGCUUGCUGGACAUGGUGAUGGGAUCAUCGAUUUGAUAACUUCGCCAGCGAAUCCGUUGAUCAUUGCAUCAGCCUCCGAUGAUACUACUACGCGCAUCUGGAGCCUGGACCCGGUUCAUUCUGCGCAGCCAUGCGUGGGCAUUUUAGGCGGAGAGAACCAUUCGUGGUAUCUGCUCAGUAUUGCCUUCCACCAAACAGGCAGGUAUAUUCUAUCUGCAGGCCAUGACAGAGUUAUCAGCAUGUGGGCCUUGCCCGAUUUUCCUAAUCAACAUAUGGAACGACCUAUCGUCAUCUACUACCCGCACUUUUUGACCAACGAAAUACACCCUAACCUAAUAGACUGUGUCUCUUUCUACGGUGACAAUGUCCUCUCGCGAGCCUGUCACGAGGACUGUAUCGUCAUGUGGCGGAUCGAGGGCUUCAGUUCGCACGACCCGCCACCGGCGGCCCUGGACGCACCUACUAAUUACGACCCGAGCCAGCUGACGCGGUCGUCCUUUGUCCGCCAGACCGACACCAAAUCCUGCCCGCGUCCGUACACCCGCCUCAUGACCUUCCAUACCAAAGGAUGCGGGGUGCAGUUCUACAUGCGCUUCAGCAUGCUUCAGCGCAAGGGCAUGCACCCGGUCCUGGCGUUCGGUAAUGCCGGCUCCAAGAUCAUGUUUUGGGACAUGGCAAGGUUCACGGCGUAUGCGGACUACAUACAGGAGCUCAAAAAGUGGGACAAGGAGGGUGGCGAGGAACCCAAACGACCGAGCUGGCUGGAGCCCCGACGACAGCAGCGUAAGAAGCCCACCGUCGCGGUCGUAGAACGCCCCAUCAGCAAGCUGAGGACCGAAACCUCGAGCAGCGGACGCGAGCUGAGACGCGAGCCGACAACGAGCAGGGCUGCAUCGAGCACUCGCUCGACGCCCGCCGAGACGGCGCCUUCAGUCACUUCAUCCAAGGAGCUUGCCAGCAGGGAGAUCAUGGGACCCGAGGCGAGAACCGGCUGGGAAGAGAAAUACGGCAUCUCGGAUCCCAACGAACCGAUAAAGCCGCACAAGGUUGAGUCGUUUAGUGCGUCAGCUGUUUUGGCGAGGCAGGUUGCAUGGAGCAUGGACGGUGCCUGGUGUGUUGUCGCUGGGAGUAAGAACUCGGUCGUCAUUUUGGAGCGCUGGAACCCAUACAAGAAAGAUACGACACCAGUCCCAAAGAGCAGUCAUAGAUAG
Molecule: messenger RNA, 1605 nt
Organism: Pyricularia pennisetigena
Lineage: Eukaryota; Fungi; Ascomycota; Sordariomycetes; Magnaporthales; Pyriculariaceae
Exons: 10
Coding region: 1-1605 (534 amino acids)
Biological process (GO): negative regulation of transcription by RNA polymerase II
Cellular component (GO): ESC/E(Z) complex
Molecular function (GO): protein binding; nucleosome binding
Source: RefSeq, a predicted model, not a curated record